AACUUUGCGUUCCACCGUAUAUGGUUUACGGACACUGUGGUAGCGUGUCACGUCACGUGGGCGUCGCCGGAGAAAGAUGGAGGCUUCCGGUUCUUUGAUUGUCAACAACAAAAUGAGAACCGGAGUCGGUGGCUCGGUAAUUGGCAGCCCCCAACCGGGCAAGGGUCGAGAGUACAACCGUACCCAGCGCAAGGAUUCAGAGGGUUAUUCAGAGUCCCCAGAUCUAGAGUUCAUUUAUGCUGAUUCUGACAAGUGGGCAGCAGAGCUCUCAGAGUUGUACAGCUAUACUGAAGGUCCAGAGUUCCACCUGAACAGAAAAUGCUUUGAAGAAGAUUUCCGUUUGCAUGUGCCUGAUAAAAAAUGGACAGAACUGGAUGUGUCCCAGCAGCGGGCUCACACCAUGCGGCUCCUGGAUGCUUUAGAAGUCACUGCAAGAGAAAAGAGGCUGAAAGUGGCUCGUGCUAUUUUGUAUGUAGCACAAGGUACUUUUGGGGAGUGUAGCUCAGAAGCUGAGGUUCAGAUCUGGCUGCGACACAAUAUCUUCCUGCUGCUUGAAGCUGGGGCGUUUACAGCCCUUGUGGAACUUCUGAAUAUGGAAGUAGAAAACAGUGCAGCUUGCAGCAAUGCUGUAAGGAAGCCAGCAAUAUCCCUAGCUGACAGCACAGACUUGCGUGUUCUGCUGAAUAUUAUGUAUUUGAUUGUGGACACUCUAAGGGAGGAGGCAGAAGGGGAUUCACCUGAGUGGAGAGCCAUGAGGGAAACAUUCCGUACAGAACUGGGGUCCUCUUUUUAUAACAAUGAACCCUUUGCAGUGAUGCUCUUUGGCAUGGUUACAAAGUUCUGUAGCGGUCAUGCUCCACACUUCCCAAUGAAAAAGGUCCUAUUGCUUCUAUGGAAGACUGUAUUGUGUACACUUGGUGGUUUUGAGGAACUACAGGAAAUGAAAGCUUGCAAGCGUGAGGUCCUAGGAUUGUCUCCGCUUACAGAAGACAGCAUUAAAAUUAUCCGAAAUAUGAGAGCUGCUUCUCCACCAGCUUCAGCUUCUGACCUCAUUGAGCAACAGCAGAGGAGAGGUCGUCGGGAGCAUAAGGCACUUAUUAAACAAGAUAAUCUGGAUGCUUUUAAUGAACGAGACCCUUACAAAGCAGAUGAUUCUCGUGAUGACGAGGAAGAAAAUGAUGAAGAUAAUAGUCUUGAGAAUGAACCCUUUCCCUUGGAAAGGGAGGAAGUGAUGCCUCAAUCAGUGACUCAUCCUCCAGCUGAGCGUCUUGCCUUCCCAAAGGGCUUACCUUGGGCACCUAAAGUAAGAGAGAAAGAUAUAGAGAUAUUCUUGGAAUCAAGUCGUAGUAAAUUUAUCGGUUACACUCUUGGAAGUGACACUAACACAGUUGUUGGUCUACCAAGACCCAUCCAUGAAAGUAUUCGCACACUGAAACUGCACAAAUAUACAUCUAUUGCUGAGGUGCAGAUUCAACAAGAAGAGGAGUUUUUAAGGUGCCCUUUGUCAGGGGGAGAAGAAGAGGUUGAGCAAGUUCCUACAGAGAUUCUUUAUCAAGGUCUCCUUCCUAGUCUUCCCCAGUACAUGAUUGCGUUGCUGAAGAUCUUGCUUGCUGCUGCUCCUACCUCCAAAGCCAAGACGGAUUCCAUUAAUAUUUUGGCGGACGUAUUGCCUGAGGAGAUGCCGACCACAGUUUUACAAAGUAUGAAACUUGGUGUUGAUGUAAACCGGCACAAAGAAAUCAUUGUUAAAGCAAUUUCUGCUGUGCUUCUCCUGUUGCUUAAACAUUUUAAACUGAACCACAUUUAUCAGAUGGAGUAUAUGGCCCAGCACCUCGUGUUUGCCAACUGUAUUCCCUUAAUUUUAAAAUUCUUUAAUCAGAAUAUUAUGUCCUACAUCACUGCCAAGAACAGUAUUUCAGUCCUGGAUUAUCCAUACUGUGUUGUACAUGAGCUGCCAGAGUUGACUGCAGAGAGUUUGGAAGCUGGGGACAACAACCGUUUUUGUUGGCGAAAUUUGUUUUCUUGCAUAAAUCUUCUGCGCAUCUUAAACAAACUUACCAAAUGGAAACACUCAAGGACCAUGAUGCUUGUGGUUUUCAAGUCUGCUCCAAUUCUCAAAAGAGCUCUGAAAGUUAAACAAGCCAUGAUGCAGCUCUAUGUUCUGAAGCUGUUGAAAGUGCAGACCAAGUAUUUGGGCCGGCAGUGGAGGAAAAGUAACAUGAAAACUAUGUCCGCAAUUUAUCAGAAAGUGCGCCAUCGUCUAAACGAUGAUUGGGCUUAUGGAAAUGAUCUUGAUGCUCGUCCUUGGGACUUUCAGGCUGAGGAAUGUGCUCUUAGGGCAAACAUUGAACGCUUCAACUCAAGGCGAUAUGAUCGGACUCCUAGGAACCCUGAUUUUCUCCCUGUAGACAACUGUCUUCAGAGUGUUUUAGGGCAACGUGUUGAGCUACCUGAGGACUUUCAGAUGAACUAUGAUUUAUGGCUGGAGAGAGAAGUGUUUUCUAAACCAAUAUCAUGGGAAGAACUGCUGCAGUAGUUUUUUACAUCUCUAGGGAAGGUUGUAAAUGGCACACUACACUAUUUGCAAGCUUGAAAAAAAAUAUAUAAAAUGCUUCUUUUUACACCAACAUCACUUUACUCAUCAUCAUUUGAUAUCCAACAACAGAACUCACUAGCAGGCCCUUUUUAUAUUUUGACUGCUCCAUUCUACAGGUUACAUUCCUUCUUUGAACUUAAGGUAAUGAACUUAUUAUAAAUAUUUAUCUUGGCAUUCUUUUAAAAGGGACAGAAGCAAUUGUAGCCUAAAGCUGUAGGACAAAUCCCUUAGUUUAUCAUCCCAGCAUUCUCUAGUAGUUGUAUUGCCUUGAGUAAUAAGCUACAGCUUUGGGAUGUUAUCCAGGAUGCUAGCAUUGUUUUGGAUAAAGGGAUUUAUAUAAUUUGGAGCACAAUGAUUUAAGGCUACUUAAAAACAUUAAAAAAGAAAAAUAUAGUAUUGAAUUUCAGUCAACACUGAAUUGUAAUUGAGCUGUCUUUUUAAAAAAAAAAAAACAUAUGACAGAGGAAGAGGAAAAACAUAUGAUAGAAUGUAUUUUGAGGCUUUCUACUUAGUAGAUCCCAAGCCUGUACUUUAUUAUAGGACUGAAUUCUUUUCACCACUGAUACAGUACAAUAAUCUGCACUAGCAGAUUUUUUUUAAAGUGAUACUGACACUUUAAAUCUACUAUUCAAAAUAUUAAUGUACAUUAAAAGUUACCGAUAGGGCUAUUUUUGUACGUAAUUGUUACUUCCUAAACCCGACUGUUUUGCCAACCUGACUGUCCCAUCUUAGCCUGUUAGUUUCUAAUGCUAACGGACUACUGCUGCUCAAAUAUGGCAGCCCCCUCAUAGAGUAACAUGGGGAUAAGAUGGGUAAUGUAACAGCACUGGGCAAAUACUUUUAUGGCAAAAUAAUAAAUAAAUGCAAAUACAAUGUUAUGAUAUAGUAGAUGUAAAAUAAGGUUUAUUUCUGGUGACGGUAUCUCUAUAAGAAGUCAAGUAGGAAUGUGCUUUAUGUUCUUCUUACAUAGGCCCUAUGGAGGGUAGAAUGAGAUCCUGCAAAGAUGCUUUGUGUCAAAAUUGGCACAAGCCAUCUCUAAAAUUGGGUUUGGGUCUACUAUGUAUAACAUCAUGAAGUAGUAUUUAACUAAUUGGCCCACUGCAUUGCAAAGGCUGGACUUCUCUGGAUGACCUAAUUAGUAUGCUGUGCUCAGUCUAUUUACUAUGUAUAUACUGAUGACUAAAGUUUCAUCCUACUGUUCCUGUACAAUUCUGUAUGCAUAGAAUGCUUAAAAAACUGAUACAAAGAUUCCAUACAAAAAAUAGAUGGAAGUAUAUCCUAAAAAAAAAGGUUUGAAUGAGGAAUUAAUUUAUCCUUAUUUGGUAGGAACCCCACCUGAUAUUUCUGUACACUGUAAAAUCUAUAGACUAUUUCUCUGUAUAAAGAUACACAAAUGUUGUGUUAACCCCAAAGUUUAGAGCACAUGUUGUUUCCCUAUUAUCUUCCCUGAACCAACAAAAAAAUAAAAUUCCUAGGUGCUGACCAAAGUGCUCACUCUAAGCCAUUCACCCAUUGGCGAACAUAUGUUUUGAGGCCAGUUCAAACAACAAAUUGAGGGGCGUAAAGAGAGUUGACUUACAGAAAUUGGAUUUUGCACACCUGUUUUAAAAGUUUGUAUGAAAGAUAUUUUUUGGAGACACGACCAAAGAAGGAAGGUUGAGGGAACAUAAUGUUUCAGAAUAGUUAGUAGAAGUCUGGUAUCAUAAAACAGAAAUCUCAAUAUUCAGUCACAAAAUUCAUUAAAAAUAUCUGUAUACAACUUAAAAAAAAAACGUCCUAAUUACCUUUGGGAGCAAUAGUUUAUUUUUAGCAUAUGCUUGGCUUUGAAUGAUGAACAUAAUCAUUUUUAUGUAAUGUGUGCUUAUAGUUACAUGGCGUUGUAUUGCUUAUGUUAAAGUUGGAAAUGACAGUAGUUGCAACUGUAUGUAUAAAAUGUUUCAAUUCUAGAGGCCUGCAGUUGUGCUGUAAAAACACAUUGUAGUCAGUGGAAACCUGCAAGGAACAUGGUUAUAACUUAUUAAACAUUAUUUUCAAA
This is a messenger RNA of Xenopus laevis (African clawed frog), 4631 nucleotides long. It is a transcript of the gene strip1.S, whose product is annotated as striatin interacting protein 1 S homeolog. Lineage: Eukaryota; Metazoa; Chordata; Amphibia; Anura; Pipidae. The transcript is spliced from 21 exons. The record is from RefSeq and is a predicted model, not a curated record. Bases 77 to 2536 code for a protein of 819 amino acids. Gene Ontology annotation, cellular component: cytosol. Gene Ontology annotation, biological process: cytoskeleton organization.